Messenger RNA from Ogataea angusta, 360 nucleotides. RefSeq lists its product as uncharacterized. NCBI's taxonomy places the organism in Eukaryota, Fungi, Ascomycota, Pichiomycetes, Pichiales, Pichiaceae. The record is from RefSeq and is a predicted model, not a curated record. The transcript is spliced from 2 exons. Bases 1 to 360 code for a protein of 119 amino acids.
AUGGAAGUCGCCCAUGAAUCCGGUCUCUUGGCCCUCGCCGCGAGCGUGCGCCCACGCAAACGGCUUCGCCCUUGCACGGAGGUCAUCUCGCUUGUCAGCUCCGAGGGCCAGAGCUUCGACGACGAGCUCGAGGUCACAAACUCCACAGACAGCGAGAACGAGCUCAGCGAGGACAACAUCGGGCUCGAGGCCGCCAGACGCAGUCAGGCUCAAGAGUCACAAAACGGGACCCACUACGCACAGUCUCUCGAACCCUCUGCCGCACAAGACAACCCGCACAUCACAGUGGACUCGCAGUCCUCUUUCGAGCCCUCUACCGAGCCCUCAAACCCGCCCUCGAUCCUUUACAUUCCUACUUAA